AUGGGCGCUGUUCUGAGAGCAGCUGGAGCUGAACAUGCAGCAGAUGUGGAUUUAUUCUCGCUUGUGAAUAUUCUCACGGUUGGCAUGGUAGGGACAAGGCCUACAGCUCAUCGAAUGGGUCAAAUGGCGAAGAAUCAACUUCGCGGGCGUGAUGCAAAAGUUUGUCUGAUCACGAUCUAUGAAGAAAUCAUGGGUGACGAGGAAUCCAAUCAGCUUGACGAUGGUGACUUCUCGAUGGAUGAGGAUGAAGAUAUUGGAGCCCUACUGGGCAAUCCCCCACAUCGUCAAAUGUCCAACGGAGUACUGCCGACGGUGAUGGUGACGAACUCAUCGCAACCGUCUGUCAAGAAAGCUGUCGAUUAUUUCGACGAAGACGAUGAAAUGGAGUCCAGAGGUAGGCAUUCUGCUUCAACUUCUUCCGGUCUCAGCACCACAAAGACCCUUCGCCUUUUUUGUCGAAUCACAGAAAUGGAUUCAAGAAGUACGUUAUCCUAUGAACACUUUCCUCAAUCAGCUUCUUGCCGCUGUUCGGAUCUAGAGUGGCUUAUACAGUUCUCUAUCUGUCCAAGUCUAUCAGAGAUUUCUAAAUCUGGUGAAGCAGAUUUAGAGAUAUCUGACAGCUUGUACUGGGUCGUCUGA
Molecule: messenger RNA, 639 nt
Organism: Cooperia oncophora
Lineage: Eukaryota; Metazoa; Nematoda; Chromadorea; Rhabditida; Trichostrongylidae
Source: the annotation of a GenBank genome assembly